Messenger RNA from Cynoglossus semilaevis (tongue sole), 6416 nucleotides. It is a transcript of the gene herc2, whose product is annotated as HECT and RLD domain containing E3 ubiquitin protein ligase 2. NCBI's taxonomy places the organism in Eukaryota, Metazoa, Chordata, Actinopteri, Pleuronectiformes, Cynoglossidae. The transcript is spliced from 39 exons. The record is from RefSeq and is a predicted model, not a curated record. Gene Ontology annotation, molecular function: ubiquitin-protein transferase activity. The coding region runs from base 1 to 6252 and encodes 2083 amino acids.
AUGUUUGACCCUGAUCACGGUCUCUGUCUCUCAGGUCAGAGUCCGUCCUUCUGUGGCCGCUCAGGGAAGCAGCUGAAAAAGCAGCAGAGCAGCCAGAGAGGAAUGCUGAUCGAUGAUUGGUCCAGAGCAGUAAAGAGUCUGAACGUGUCAUCGUCAGUGAACCAGGCCUCGCGUCUGAUUGACUGCAGUGAUCAGUGCUGGCAGUCGUCAGGGUCACAGGGGAAGCACUGGAUCCGUCUGGAGCUCUUCCCUGACGUCCUGCUCCACAGGCUGAAGAUGGUGGUGGACCCUGCAGACAGCAGCUACAUGCCGUCACUGGUGGUGGUCUCAGGUGGAAGUUCUUUGAACAACCUGAUUGAACUGAAGACCAUCAACAUCAACCCCACGGACACCAACGUCCUGCUGCUGAGUGACUGUACUGAGUUUCACAGGUUCAUAGAAAUUGCCAUUAAACAGUGUCGCAGCUCCGGCAUCGACUGUAAGAUUCAUAGUCUGGGAGUCGUUGGUAGGAUCAGAGCUGAGGAUGAAGACCUGGCCACCGUCCCAUUCCUGGCCUCGGACAAUGAAGAGGAGGAGGAGGAAAAAACAGCCACAGGGAGAAAGAAGUCAUCAGGACCAGAGUCAGCUGCCAGCAUCAGGACCAAAGUCUUUGUGUGGGGCCUGAAUGACAAGGACCAGCUGGGAGGACUGAAGGGCUCCAAGAUUAAAGUUCCGUCCUUCUCCGAAACCCUCUCCGCUCUUAACGUGGUCCAAGUAGCAGGAGGAUCCAAGAGCCUGUUUGCAGUGACGGUGGAAGGAAAGAUCUAUGCCUGUGGAGAAGCCACCAAUGGCAGGCUGGGCCUGGGUCUGUCCAGUGGGACCAUCCCCAUCCCCCGACAGAUCACUGCACUCAGUAACUUCGUGGUGAAGAAGGUGGCUGUCCACUCUGGGGGGCGCCAUGCCAUGGCUCUGACUGUGGACGGAAAAGUCUUCUCCUGGGGAGAAGGAGACGAUGGGAAACUGGGCCACUUCAGUCGCAUGAACUGUGACAAACCUCGAUUGAUCGAGGCUCUGAAGAGCAAACGGAUCCGAGACAUCGCCUGUGGGAGUUCUCACAGCGCAGCCAUCACCUCCAGUGGAGAACUGUACAGCUGGGGUCUGGGGGAGUACGGACGCCUGGGACACGGAGACAACACCACCCAGCUCAGACCCAAACUGGUGAAAGUUCUGCUGGGACAUCGUGUGGUCCAAGUGGCCUGUGGAAGCAGAGACGCUCAGACUUUGGCCCUCACUGAUGAAGGUCUGGUGUUCUCCUGGGGGGACGGUGACUUUGGGAAGCUGGGCCGCGGUGGCAGCGAGGGCUGUAACGUUCCUCAGAACAUUGAACGUCUGAACGGUCAAGGAGUUUGUCAGAUUGAGUGUGGAGCUCAGUUCUCUCUGGCUCUGACCAAGUCUGGGGUGGUCUGGACCUGGGGAAAGGGAGAUUAUUUCCGACUGGGUCACGGCACCGACGUGCACGUGAGGAAGCCUCAGAUGGUCGAAGGACUGAGAGGAAAGAAGAUUGUGCACGUGGCCGUGGGAGCGCUGCACUGCCUGGCUGUGACCGACACAGGACAGGUUUAUGCCUGGGGUGAUAACGAUCACGGCCAGCAGGGGAACGGAACCACCACAGUGAACAGGAAGCCCACUCUGGUCCAGGGUCUGGAGGGACAGAAGAUCACCAGAGUGGCCUGUGGCUCCUCCCACAGCGUGGCCUGGACCACGGUGGACGUGACCACGCCCUCUGUCCACGAGCCGGUUCUCUUCCAAACGGCCAGAGACUCGUUGGGAGCCUCGUACCUCGGUGUUCAGUCGGACAGCGACUCCUCCUCAGUCAGUCAUAAGAUGAACGGACAGAACAACGUGAAACCAAACCGACCGUCUCUGGCUAAGAUCCUCCUGAGUCUGGAGGGGAACCUGGCCAAACAACAGGCUCUGACUCAUGUUCUCUCUGCUCUGCAGAUCAUCUACGCCAGCCAGCAUGAUUCUUCCUCUGCUGAGUGCCCGUCCAGUUCUCCAGUUCCUCCAUCAGACUCCUCCUCCUCUUCCUCCAGUGUGAGUGAUGAAGAAGGAGCUGCACCUCCUCCUGAGGCUGAGGAACGUCUGAGUCCAAGUCCAUGGCAGGAGAAGAAGAAUGAGGUUCCUUCCUCUGAAGAUGCCGUUACUCCCUCCUCUGCUGUGACUCCCUCGGCCUCUGGUGCCUCCUCACGUCCCUUCAUUCCCGUCACUGAUGAUCCCGGGGCGGCCAGCAUCAUUGCUGAGACCAUGACCAAAACUAAAGAGGACUCGGAGAGUCAGAGUAAAGUGGUCGGUCCAGAACCCCAGUAUCUGGACGAGUUCACCAGCCUCCUGGUCCCUGAUGAUACACGGGUCAUGGUGGACCUCCUCAAACUUGGCGUGGCCUGUCGAGCUGGAGACAAAGGCAAAGAAGUUCUGUCAUUGGUUCUGUCCGGGAUGGGAACAGCAUACCCCCAGGUGGCAGACAUGCUGCUGGAGCUGUGUGUGACCGAGCUGGAAGACGUUGCCACAGAUUCUCAGAGCGGACGACUGUCCUCUCAGCCUGUGGUGGUGGAGAGCAGCCAUCCGUACACCGACGACACCUCCACCAGUGGCACUGUCAAGAUCCCAGGAGCCGAGGGUCUGAGAAUCGAGUUUGACCGACAGUGUUCCACCGAGAGACGCCACGAUCCACUGACCGUUAUGGACGGAGCCAACAGGAUCGUCUCUGUCAGAUCAGGUCGGGAAUGGUCCGACUGGUCCAGUGAACUGAGAAUACCUGGAGAUGAGCUGAAGUGGAAGUUCACCAGUGAUGGUUCGGUCAACGGUUGGGGCUGGCGCUUCACCGUCUAUCCCAUCAUGCCUGCUGCUGGUCCUAAAGACCUUCUGUCUGACCGCUGCAUCCUCUCCUGUCCCUCCAUGGACCUGGUCACAUGUCUCCUGGACUUCAGACUCAACUUUGCCUCCAACAGGAGCAUCAUUCCUCGUCUGGCUGCCUCGCUGGCUGCCUGCGCUCAGCUCAGUGCACUUGCUGCGGGUCACAGAAUGUGGGCGCUGCAACGUCUGAGGAAACUUCUGACCACAGAGUAUGGUCAGUCCAUCAACAUCAACCGUCUGCUGGGAGAUACCGACGGUGAAUCUCGCUCCAUGUCGCUGACAGGAAGUGCUCUGGCUGCUCUGGUCAAAGGUCUACCUGAAGCUCUGCAGCGUCAGUAUGAAUAUGAAGAUCCUGUGGUCAGAGGAGGGAAACAGCUUCUCCACUCUCCUUUCUUCAAGGUUCUGGUGGCGCUGGCCUGUGACCUGGAACUGGACACGUUACCCUGCUGCGCUGAGACCCACAAGUGGGCGUGGUUUCGACGGUACUGCACGGCUUCACGAGUGUCUGUGGCCCUGGACAAGAGGAGUCCGCUGCCCAGACUCUUCCUGGAGGAGGUGACGAAAAAAGUUCGUGAGCUGAUGGCCGACCACGAGAGCAUGAACAACCUCCACGAGAGCCACGAGCUCUUCAGACGAGAGCAGGACGAGCAGCUGGUGCAGUGGAUGAACCGACGGCCCGACGACUGGACGCUCUCAGCGGGGGGCAGCGGAACCAUCUACGGCUGGGGCCACAACCACAGGGGCCAGCUGGGAGGGAUCGAGGGCGCCAAGGUCAAAGUGCCCACUCCCACCGAGGCGCUGGCCACACUCAGGCCGGUGCAGCUGAUUGGAGGAGAGCAGACGCUGUUUGCCGUCACUGCAGACGGGAAGCUCUACGCCACGGGCUACGGAGCAGGAGGUCGACUGGGAAUCGGUGGCACAGAGUCGGUGUCCACGCCCACGUUACUGGAGUCCAUUCAACACGUGUUCAUCAGGAAGGUGGCGGUGAAUUCUGGAGGGAAACACUGUCUGGCUCUGUCGUCCGAGGGCGAGGUUUAUUCCUGGGGAGAAGCUGAAGACGGAAAACUGGGCCACGGAAACAGAAGCCCUUGUGACCGCCCCCGAGUCAUUGAGUCUUUGAGGGGGGUGGAGGUGGUGGACAUUGCAGCAGGGGGCGCUCACAGCGCCUGCGUCACAGCCAGUGGAGAACUGUUCACCUGGGGGAAAGGACGUUACGGUCGACUGGGACAUGGAGACAGUGAAGACCAGCUCAAACCUAAACUGGUGGAGGCGCUGCAGGGCCACAGAGUCAUCGACGUGGCCUGUGGCAGUGGAGACGCUCAGACACUGUGUCUAACUGAUGAUGACAUGGUCUGGUCCUGGGGAGACGGGGACUACGGCAAACUGGGACGGGGCGGCAGCGACGGCUGUAAGGUUCCCAUGAAGAUCGACUCCCUGACUGGUCUGGGUGUGGUUAAGGUGGAGUGUGGAUCCCAGUUUUCCGUGGCUCUGACUAAGUCUGGAGCUGUUUACACCUGGGGAAAAGGAGACUACCAUCGGCUGGGUCAUGGUUCUGACGACCACGUUCGACGACCCCGACAGGUCCAGGGUCUGCAGGGGAAGAAGGUCACUGCCAUAGCCACAGGCUCACUGCACUGUGUCUGCUGCACAGAGGAUGGAGAGGUUUACACAUGGGGGGACAAUGACGAGGGACAGCUCGGGGACGGGACCACCAACGCCAUCCAGAGGCCGCGGCUGGUGGCUGCACUGCAGGGUAAAAAAAUCAACCGUGUGGCCUGUGGCUCUGCUCACACUCUGUCCUGGUCCACCAGUAAACCCACCAACGCCGGGAAGCUGCCCACUCAGGUACCGAUGGAGUACAACCACCUGCAGGAGAUUCCCAUCAUGGCUCUGAGGAACCGCCUGCUGCUGCUCCAUCACAUCUCCGAGCUCUUCUGUCCCUGCAUCCCCAUGUUUGACCUGGAGGGGCGACUGGGACAGACGGGACACGGGCCCUCGGUCGGCUUCGACACGCUCCGAGGAAUCCUCAUCUCCCAAGGAAAGGAGGCAGCGUUCAGGAAGGUGGUCCAGGCCACCAUGGUGAGGGACCGACAACAUGGACCUGUGGUGGAGCUGAACAGGAUCCAGGUGAAACGUUCUCGCAGUAAAGGAGGUCUGGCAGGACCUGAUGGAACCAAGUCAGUGUUUGGUCAGAUGUGUUCCAAGAUGGCGUCCUUCAGUCCAGACAGUCUUCUGCUGCCUCACAGAGUGUGGAAGGUCAAGUUUGUGGGCGAGUCAGUGGACGACUGCGGCGGCGGCUACAGCGAGUCCAUCGCAGAAAUGUGUGAGGAGCUGCAGAACGCUCUGACUCCUCUGCUCAUCGUCACCCCCAAUGGACGGGACGAGUCUGGAGCCAACAGAGACUGUUUCCUGCUCAACCCGGCGGUCAAGUCCUCGCUCCACUUCAGCAUGUUCCGCUUUCUCGGAGUCCUGCUGGGAAUAGCGAUCCGGACAGGAAGUCCUCUGAGUCUGAACCUGGCAGAACCUGUGUGGAAACAACUGGCCGGGAUGAACCUGACCAUCGCAGACCUGAGUGAGGUUGAUAAAGACUUCAUUCCUGGGCUGAUGUACAUCAGGGACAACGAGGCCACAGCUGAAGAGUUCGAGGCCAUGACUCUUCCCUUCACGGUACCGAACGCCAGCGGUCAAGACAUUCAGCUCAGUGCUAAGUACUCGCACAUCACCCUGGAGAACCGAGCCGAGUACGUCCGUCUGGCCAUGAACUACAGGCUCCACGAGUUUGAUGAACAGGUGUCGGCCGUACGUGAAGGAAUGGCGCGUGUUGUUCCUGUUCCGUUACUGUCACUUUUCACUGGAUAUGAGCUGGAAACUAUGGUGUGCGGCAGCCCUGACAUCCCGCUCCAUCUGCUGAAGUCUGUAGCCACAUAUAAAGGAGUGGAACCGAUGGCGCCGCUCAUCCAGUGGUUCUGGGAAGUGAUGGAAUCGUUUUCCAACACGGAACGUUCACUGUUCCUGCGCUUCGUUUGGGGAAGAACUCGUCUGCCCCGGACCAUCGCAGACUUCAGGGGGCGGGACUUUGUCGUCCAGGUCCUGGACAAGUACAACCCUCCAGACCACUUCCUGCCGGAGUCGUACACCUGCUUCUUCCUGCUCAAACUUCCUCGGUACUCGUGCCGACAGGUCCUGGAGGAGAAGCUCAAAUACGCCAUUCACUUCUGCAAGUCCAUCGACACGGACGACUACGCUCGCAUCGCGCUGUCAGGGGAGCCCGCCGCCGACGACAGCAGCGAAGACUCGGACAACGAGGACGCCGACUCUUUCGCCUCAGAUUCUACGCAGGACUAUCUGACUGGUCACUGACGUGGUCUCGGGUUGACCCGGACGAUGAGGUUAGCCUGAGGGUCAGAGGUCAACUCAUCUGGAGAGGAAAAAAAAACAGGUUGUGAUGCUACCGGGCCUGACCCUGGGCCUGAACCUGGACCUGACCCUGGGCCUGCCCCUGGCCCUGACCCUGGGCCUGAACC